CCUCCCAAACAACCCCAAACUUACAAAAUGGCAUCAUCUCUUCCUCAGUUCUACGCUGAUUUCACAACAUUUUCCGGUGAGACUUCUUCGCAGUUUCACGGCUCUUCUUCAUGUCCUGACGUGGACUCUUCGUUAUCCAGCUACCUCGACGACUGUUAUGGCUCCUUCAAUACCUCUUCUAAUCCAGAAUCCAUCUUUGUGCCCCAAGUUUUUGGUAUUUCUGACGUCUCUGUGCCUGAAUACAACAACUACUACCAGAAAAUGAGUGUGAAUAAUGCCACACAAUACUUUCAUGGUGGGGAUCAUCAAGAAUACUACGGCUUUUCACCGGAGAUCAAGCCCUUGUUCCGUCCGGCCACAGGAGAGCAAUCUUGGGGAAAUAGUGAAGGAGGGAUACAGGCUGAGCCAAACACAAAAGUGGGACGCUAUUCGGUGGAAGAACGUAAAGACAGAAUCAUGAGGUACUUGAAGAAGAAGAACCAACGCAACUUCAAUAAGACCAUCAAGUAUGUGUGUCGUAAAACCCUAGCCGACCGACGUGUUCGUGUUCGCGGCCGAUUUGCUAGAAACAAUGACACAUGUGAAGAACAAUCUCACAUGUCUAAGAAUCACAACAACCAUUCUGAAAAAGAAGAAGACAUGUUUUCAGGAUCAGACGACUACCUAAUCCAGAUGGAACACGAUGACGGAUGGCUUCACGAAGCAAUGUCUAAUCUAAUUCCUUUUCCUUGUGAAUUUGACGCUCCUGGAGAUGCUCAUCAUCCAAACACUUGGAGCUUCUGAUGUCAUUACCUAUCUCAUUUACUUCCGAAUCAAUUAAUGUCGCUGGCUAUUAAAUUUUCAUCAGUUAGUUUAGUUUUACUAAGCAGCUUAUUUAUUUUAUGGUAGAUUUAUCAUAUUGUACUUAAUUAUUCUUGGGGUUAUUGAACAUGAAGAUUCUGUCUAGUGAAUAAAUAAAAGAACUUCAC
Arabidopsis arenosa is the source of this 968-nucleotide messenger RNA. Lineage: Eukaryota; Viridiplantae; Streptophyta; Magnoliopsida; Brassicales; Brassicaceae. The record is from the annotation of a GenBank genome assembly.